Molecule: messenger RNA, 2082 nt
Organism: Exophiala spinifera
Lineage: Eukaryota; Fungi; Ascomycota; Eurotiomycetes; Chaetothyriales; Herpotrichiellaceae
Exons: 1
Coding region: 1-2082 (693 amino acids)
Biological process (GO): nucleoside diphosphate catabolic process
Cellular component (GO): membrane
Molecular function (GO): nucleoside diphosphate phosphatase activity
Source: RefSeq, a predicted model, not a curated record
AUGGUUAAAAAGGCUGAUCGCAAAUAUGGAGUUGUGUUGGACGCGGGUUCGUCUGGCACCAGGGUGUACAUAUACCGAUGGGCCAAGAAUUCCGUUGCUCGACUCGACACAUCGUCGCUACAAACUCUUCCUGUGCUAGAAACAAAAGGGAAAUGGACGAAGAAAGUUCAGCCAGGCGUGUCGACAUUCGGUGAAGACCCUGAUUCCGUGGGUCCAGAUCACCUCAAACCACUUCUCGACCAUGCGCUCCGUCAUGUUCCCAAGAAAGCUGUCCCUGAAACUCCGAUAUUCCUCCUUGCCACGGCCGGCAUGCGGCUCCUACCAGAUCAGCAACAAAAAGACAUUCUGGGCAGUGUAUGCUCCUACAUCCGUUCCGAGACCGACUUCUCGCUUCCUGACUGUGACCUACAUGUACAAGUAAUACCUGGUGAAACUGAAGGUCUUUAUGGCUGGUUAGCCGCAAAUUAUCUGUUGGGAGGAUUCGACGCGUCGGAAGACCACGACCAUGGCAAAGGUCAUCACACAUAUGGCUUUCUCGACAUGGGUGGUGCCUCGGCCCAGAUUGCAUUUGCGCCCAAUGCCACAGAAGCAGAAAAGCACGCCAACGAUCUAACCCUCCUCCGUUUGAGAACAAUAGAUGGUGUACCGCACGAAUACAAGGUUUUCGUGACCACAUGGCUUGGUUUCGGCGCAAACGAGGCACGAAGGCGCUAUGUUGACGGUCUCGAGGAUACAUACGGUAUUGACGGCCUCCUCGAGAUGCCGGACCCGUGUCUGCCCAGAGGGGUAAAAUUGACAGAAGACGGCGAGCUCCUCGCAUCGUCCAAGGCGACCAACCCCAAGCGUUUUUUUCUGGGUACAGGUAAAUUUGAUGAAUGCUUACGGCGCACGUUCCCUUUACUUGAAAAAGACGCCCCAUGCCCUGAUGAGCCUUGUCUGGUUCAUGGAGUACAUGUCCCAGCCAUUGACUUCGAGGUCAACCACUUUAUUGGUAUAAGCGAGUACUGGCACACGACCCACGCAAUAUUCGAGAUGGGUCAUAAAGACAAGGCAUACGACUUCAACACAUAUCAAACUCGAGUUAGGGACUUUUGCGAACAAGACUGGUCACAAAUCCAGGAGGGCAUUGCAGAUAAAGCGUGGGGUGGUGGCGUUGAUGAACAAACGGCAGUUGAAGUCUGCUUCAAAGCCAGCUGGUUGAUAAACAUGCUUCAUGACGGUAUUGGGAUACCCAGAGUUGGCAUUGAAAACACUAAUACUUCGUCCCAUAAUGGAACAAAAGAGCUUCUCGAGAGCAGUAAAGAGAAGGGAUUUCUCGACCCCUUCCAGGCCGUCAACGAGAUCAGAUCCACAGAAGUGAGCUGGACACUGGGCAAAAUGAUCCUUUACGCUUCGGCAGACGUCCCUCCUGCACACGAAAAUGACUUGCCCGUUGGCUUCGGCAGCAAUGUCCCAGGAGUGCCCAACGACUUCCAAUACCCUAGCGGCGGCAUGCUUCAGGGGAUCGACCCUGCAGAUUCCGGCUCACCCUCGAAGACAGAGUCUCAGAGCAUAACCGAUCAUAUACACGAUACUCUGUUCCAUUCGGACGCACCGCAUCGAUUGCCCGGCUUCAUCUUCUUUCUCCUGAUCGUCAUAAUCGCAGCGUUUUAUCUUUGUGGACGCGAUCGGAGGUCAAGGAUCUAUAAUUACUUCAUCUCGUCACACAAGUCUUCAAGACCCCAUCUCACUUUCCUCCAGAAAAUCCUCCACCGUGGGUCCAAAGCCAGCCUGUAUGAUCGUGAUCCUGAAGACGGCACAUCGUCACGGUUAUAUGAUCCGACUGAUUUUGAGCUCGGAAACCUUUCAGCAUCUAGCUCAGACGACGAUCUCCCGGGCACACCCCGCCCAGCAUCUGGAUCAAGCCUGGGCAAGCCUCCGCUUUCCCGACAGAGUAGCCGUCGACAUCUGGACAGAAGCGUGACUCCUGUCAUUGAUCGUAAGGGGCUGGUUGUAAGAACAGAGAGUUGUGAACGACUCGGAGUAGACGCAACAGCCACCAGUGGGCGUUCGAAGAGCAGGAGUGGCAGCCCCACUAGGUGA